UGCUGUUUCUGCAGCAAUUUGGAUUCUCUGCGCGAGUGGAGGGCGAGAUCUUAUUUAUAGAAGAUUGGAACUCAUUUGGAUCGGGUUCUGAUUGGUUUUUUCUCAGCGGUCAUCUCAUCUACGGAGGUCAGGCUGAGAAGCGCCGGUGUUGCUCGCUAGAUCUGCUAUCUGAGGCACUAGCUAUCAGCAUGGCAACGGCUCCUGCGGCAACUGGAUGGCUGAGGGGAAAAGUGAAGGCCGUUCCAUCUGGGGAUACUCUCGUGAUCAUGGGAAGUACAAAAUUAGAAUUUCCACCGGAGAAGACCAUAACAUUGUCGCACAUCAUAACACCUAGGCUGGCUCGCCGAGGUACAAUGGAUGAGCCAUUUGCAUGGGACAGCAGAGAGUUUUUGAGAAAACUUUGCAUAGGAAAGGAGGUGGUAUUCAAAGUAGAUUACACUGUUGCAAACAUAAACAGAGAGUUCGGUACAGUUUUCCUUGCGGACAAGAAUAUUGCACAUUUGCUUGUUUCUCAAGGAUGGGCAAAGGUUAAGGAGCAGGGUCCACAAAAAGGCGAAGCAAGCCCUGCUUUAGCAGAACUGCUGCAUUUGGAGGAGCAAGCUAAGCAGCAAGAGCUAGGUCGCUGGAGCAAGGCACCCGGUGCAGCAGAGGCAUCAAUCAGAAACCUCCCUCCCUCCGCCAUAGGUGAUCCCAGUAAUUUGGACGCCAUGGGACUCUUGACUGCAAAUAAGGGAAAAUCCAUGCAAGCUAUUGUUGAGCAAGUUCGUGAUGGCAGUACAGUUCGUGUCUAUCUGCUCCCUGAAUUUCUGUUUGUUCAAGUUUUUAUUGCUGGGAUCCAGGCGCCAUCUAUGGGAAGAAGGGCUGUAGUGGAAGCUACUCCAGCACCGGAAGUGCCAACGGAUGAUGCAGAUGGAGAAGCAUCUGCUGAAAUUAGAACCCAACAAACAUCUGCACAAAGACUUAUAUCACAAGCAUCAGCUACUGAAAUUUCGCCUGACCCAUUUGGGAGAGAAGCCAAACACUUCACAGAGAUUCACACAUUAAAUCGUGAUGUUCGUAUUGUACUGGAAGGCGUGGAUAAAUUCAGUAAUUUGAUUGGCUCCUUAUAUUAUCCGGAUGGUGAUUCUGCAAAAGAUAUUGCUUUGGAGCUUGUGCAAAAUGGAUUGGCUAAGUAUGUGGAAUGGAGUGCCAACAUGAUGGAGGAUGAAGCAAAACGACGGUUGAAGGCUGCCGAUCUUCAAGCGAAAAAAGAUCGCUUGAGAAUCUGGACAAAUUAUGUACCACCCCAAACAAAUUCAAAAGCUAUUCAUGAUCAAAACUUCACAGGAAAGGUUGUUGAGGUUGUUAGUGGGGAUUGUAUCAUCGUUGCUGAUGACUCCAUAUCAUAUGGAAGUCCAAUGGCAGAACGCAGAGUUAAUCUCUCUAGUAUUAGGUGCCCUAAGAUAGGAAAUCCUCGUAGAGAUGAAAAGCCCGCAGCUUAUGCCCGUGAGGCUAGGGAAUUCCUCCGUACACGCCUCAUUGGCCGUCCGGUCAAAGUUUCCAUGGAAUAUUCUAGGAAGGUAAGCAUGGCCGAUGGGCCAUUCACAACUGGUGUACCUGGUUCAGCUGAUUCUAGAGUAAUGGAUUUUGGGUCAGUUUUUUUAUUAUCACCAUCAAAAGCUGAUGGUGAUGACAACACUCCUGCUCAACCUUCUGUCAAUGGUCAAUCAGAAGGAAUUAAUGUAGCUGAGCUGGUUGUGUCACGUGGUUUUGGGACUGUUAUCAGACACCGAGAUUUUGAAGAAAGGUCAAAUUUUUACGAUGCUUUACUUGCAGCAGAGUCACGAGCUAUCAGCGGGAAGAAAGGGAUUCAUUCUGCCAAGGACUCGCCUGUUAUGCACAUCACUGAUCUUACCACGGCAUCGGUUAAAAAGGCGAAGGACUUCUUGCCAUUUCUACAACGAAGUAGAAGGCUUCCUGCUAUUGUGGAAUAUGUCCUUAGUGGUCACCGAUUCAAAUUGCUGAUCCCUAAGGAGACCUGCAGUAUUGCCUUCUCAUUGUCCGGUGUCAGGUGCCCAGGACGCGACGAGCCCUUCUCAAAUGAAGCAAUUUCCUUGAUGAGGAGGAGGAUACUUCAAAGGGAUGUGGAGAUUGAAGUAGAGACGGUAGAUCGAACUGGAACUUUCUUGGGUUCUUUAUGGGAAUCUAGUACUAAUAUAGGUGCCGUACUUCUUGAAGCUGGGCUUGCUAAGCUUCAGACAGGCUUUGGUGCGGAUAGGAUCCCAGAUUCUCAGACUCUUGCUCAGGCUGAACGGUCGGCCAAGCAACAGAAGUUAAAGAUUUGGGAAAACUAUGUUGAGGGACAAGAGAAUACCAAUGUUUCUUCAGCAGAAUCAAAAGAGAAGGAAGUGCUUAAGGUUGUGGUCACUGAAGUCCUUGGUGGUGGAAAAUUCUAUGUUCAGACAGUUGGUGAUCAAAAGGUGGCUGCUAUCCAGAAUCAGCUUGCUGCAUUGAACCUUGGAGAAGCUCCAUUAAUUGGUUCUUUCACUCCCAAAAAAGGAGAUAUUGUCCUUGCUCAGUUCAGCUUGGAUAAAUCUUGGAACCGAGCUUUGAUCGUUAAUGGACCACGAGGACCUGUUGAAUCUCUCAACGACAACUUUGAGGUCUUCUACAUCGACUACGGCAACCAGGAGACUGUUCCAUACAGUCAACUCAGACGACUCGAUUCAUCGGUCUCGUCGUCACCCGGGUUGGCUCAGCUAUGCAAGCUCGCAUAUAUCAAGGUGCCAGAGUUGGAAGACGAUUUUGGACAAGAAGCUGCCGAAUAUCUCAGUGAGUGCACUCUUAACAGUUCUAAAGAGUUCAGAGCUAUGAUUGAAGAUAGAGACACUUCAGGUGGUAAAGUUAAGGGACAGGGAACUGGAACAGUAUUGAUUGUCACUCUGGUUGAUGUGGAAGCUGAAACUAGUGUCAACGCUGCCAUGCUGCAGGAAGGACUGGGCAGGCUAGAAAGAAGGAAGAAGUGGGACAGGAAGGAAAGACAGGCUGCACUAGACAACCUCGAAGAGUUCCAAGCCAAGGCGAAGCGCGAUCGGCUUAAAAUAUGGCAGUAUGGCGAUAUUCAAUCCGAUGAAGACGAAGACUCUGCUCCGGCGGCUGCCAGGAAAGCAGGCGGGGGCCGUCGCUAGA
This is a messenger RNA of Phalaenopsis equestris, 3168 nucleotides long. RefSeq names its product ribonuclease TUDOR 1-like. The record is from RefSeq and is a predicted model, not a curated record. NCBI's taxonomy places the organism in Eukaryota, Viridiplantae, Streptophyta, Magnoliopsida, Asparagales, Orchidaceae. Gene Ontology annotation, biological process: mRNA catabolic process; regulatory ncRNA-mediated gene silencing. Bases 189 to 3167 code for a protein of 992 amino acids. Gene Ontology annotation, cellular component: RISC complex; cytosol; nucleus. Gene Ontology annotation, molecular function: nuclease activity; RNA binding. The transcript is spliced from 17 exons.